AUGAGAUUUCUUUCUACGGAUAUGAAGGAUAGAAAUAUGCUAUUUGCUGCUAUUCCAUCUAUUUAUGCAUCAAGUCCGAAGAAUAUCUCAAUCUAUAAUGAAGAAAUGAUAGUAGCUCGUUGUUUUAUAGGCUUUCUCAUAUUCAGUCGGAAAAUUUUAGGUAAGACUUUCAAAGAAACUCUCAACGGGAGAAUUGAGUCUAUUCAGGAAGAAUUGCAGCAAUUCUUCAAUCCUAACGAAGUAAUUCCGGAGGAAUCCAAUGAACAGCAACGAUUACUUAGGAUCAGGUUGCGAAUUUGCAGCACCGUAGUAGAAUCAUUACCAACGGCACGUUGUGCGCCUAAGUGCGAAAAGACAGUGCAAGCUUUGUUAUGCCGAAACCUAAAUGUAAAGUCAGCACCACUUCUAAAUGCCCCUUCUUCCCGCCGCAUCCGUCUUCAGGACGAUAUAGUCACAGGUUUUCACUUUUCAAUGAGCGAAAGAUUUGUAUCCGGGUCUACGUUCAAAGCUUCUACCAUAGACCUAAUUCGAGAAGGCUUGACAGUCCUAGGAAAGGUGAGGGUUGGGGUUCUAUUUAGGAAGAAUAAGAAGAAUCUCAUUCAUGUGUUCAUGCUAACAGAAGAGCGGAUCCCAUACACAUAA
Messenger RNA from Triticum urartu, 642 nucleotides. Lineage: Eukaryota; Viridiplantae; Streptophyta; Magnoliopsida; Poales; Poaceae. The record is from RefSeq and is a predicted model, not a curated record.